Messenger RNA from Tachysurus fulvidraco (yellow catfish), 777 nucleotides. RefSeq names its product histone H1-like. The coding region runs from base 40 to 657 and encodes 205 amino acids. Gene Ontology annotation, molecular function: structural constituent of chromatin; DNA binding. Gene Ontology annotation, biological process: nucleosome assembly. Lineage: Eukaryota; Metazoa; Chordata; Actinopteri; Siluriformes; Bagridae. The record is from RefSeq and is a predicted model, not a curated record. Gene Ontology annotation, cellular component: nucleosome. The transcript has a single exon.
CACUCGUUUAUUCUACUAUUAGCUCCCAGAGAGAGAGAGAUGGCUGAAGUCGCUCCCGCUCCCGCCGCUGCGCCGGACAAAGCGCCCAAGAAGAAGGCAGCUUCGAGGACCAAGAAAACAGGCCCUAGCGUCGGCGAGCUCAUCGUCAAAGCGGUUUCCUCAUCCAAGGAGAGGAACGGCGUGUCUCUUGCCGCCCUGAAGAAAGCUUUGGCUGCCAGCAGAUACGACGUGAUGAACAACUCUUGCGUCAAGCUCGCCGUCAAGGGGCUUGUUACUAAAGGCAUUCUGGUGCAGACCAAAGGGACUGGCGCGUCUGUAUCUUUCAAGCUGAACAAGAAGCAGACCGAAGUGAAGAAGCCCGCAAAGAAAGCCGCGCCCAAGGGGACAAAGGCGGCCGCCAAAAAUCCCGCCGCGGCUAAGAAGCCCAAGAAAGUAGCGGCCAAGAAACCCGCAGCCAAGAAGUCUCCCAAGAAGACAAAGAAGCCCGUCGCUGCCGUCAAGAAAGCCACCAAAAGCCCCAAGAAGGCCAAAAAGCCGGCGACCCCCAAGAAAGCAGCCAAGAGCCCCAAGAGGGCCAAAAAGCCGGCGACCCCCAAGAAGGUAAAGGCUGUAAAGCCCAAAGCGGCGAAGGCCAAAAAGGCUCCAAAGAAGAAGUAAACUUGUUUCUUAUGUUUUUUACUCCUCAAACGGCUCUUUUAAGAGCCACCCAUGUUUUCCCUUAAAGAGCUGUUUCCUAUUCUGGUAAACAAAAUGAUGACGUCAUGGUGACUUUAGUGG